This is a messenger RNA of Arachis stenosperma, 852 nucleotides long. RefSeq lists its product as uncharacterized. The transcript is spliced from 2 exons. NCBI's taxonomy places the organism in Eukaryota, Viridiplantae, Streptophyta, Magnoliopsida, Fabales, Fabaceae. The coding region runs from base 1 to 852 and encodes 283 amino acids. The record is from RefSeq and is a predicted model, not a curated record.
AUGAGGCAACCAAGAGGCUAUGAAUUAGGAGAUGGAUGUUUAGUAUGCAAACUCACAAAGGCGCUCUAUAGUUUAAAGCAGGCAUCAAGGACAUGGUAUCACAAGUACUCUAUAGCUCUGCUGCAUCUUGGUUUUAGUGCCACAAAGUCUGAUGUUUCUAUUUUUGUCAGGUUUAAACAUAAUUUCACACCUUUUGUGCUUGUGUAUGUUGAUGAUAUAAUCAUCACAGGAGAUUCUGAAGGAGCAAUCUCUCAAGUGAUUCAGCAGCUAAAUGACAAAUUUGCACUAAAAGAUCUGGGUGAUCUGCACUACUUCCUUGAAAUUCAGGUCACUAAGACUAAUGCUGGUGGUCUAGUCCUAUCCCAAGAGAAGUACAUCAAAGAUUUAGUUAAAAAGGUAGAAAUAGAGGACUGCGAACCUUGUCACACACCCCUCCCAUCCUCAGUUACAUUCUCGGCCUUUGGUGGUUCAGUUUUUAAUAAUCCAAGGCUUUACAUAUCAGUUGUGAGGAACUUAGCUUACAGUAUCUCACUUGGCACAUUAAGCUUUGGUUUGCACCUACAACAAACAAGUGUCCAAAGAAUUGCGGCAUACAGUGAUUCUGACUACGGAGUUGAUCCAGAUGAUAGAAAAUCAAUUGUAGGCUUUUGUGUCUUUCUUGAAAGAAAUCUGGUGUCAUGGAGCUCAAAGAAGCAAGGUUCUGUUGCAAGAUCUAGCACUGAAGCUGAAUAUAGAGUUAUGGCAGACCUAGUUGCUGAAUUGAUUUGGAUCAAGAAUCUCAUGGUUGAAUUUCGAAUUCCACUCUCAACACCCCAUCAGUAUAUUGUGAUAAUCUCAGUGCAGUAUUGUUAA